Larimichthys crocea (large yellow croaker) is the source of this 2926-nucleotide messenger RNA. RefSeq names its product adaptor related protein complex 3 subunit mu 2 (gene ap3m2). Gene Ontology annotation, cellular component: clathrin adaptor complex. The transcript has 9 exons. Gene Ontology annotation, biological process: intracellular protein transport; vesicle-mediated transport. NCBI's taxonomy places the organism in Eukaryota, Metazoa, Chordata, Actinopteri, Sciaenidae. The coding region runs from base 151 to 1407 and encodes 418 amino acids. The record is from RefSeq and is a predicted model, not a curated record.
UUGGCUCGUUUCACUCCUCUAUCCCUUCUCACAUCAGGAUCCGCUCCACCACCUAACGGGAAGCAACGACGGCUGCUUAAUCUUUCAGCGGGGGAAAAGGGCGACAGGCGAGACGGAAACAGAGAAAUUUAGUCUUCGCCUCCAGCCAAAAUGAUCCACAGCCUGUUCUUAGUUAAUGCCUCAGGAGAUAUCUUCCUGGAAAAGCAUUGGAAGAGCGUUGUCAGCCGCUCUGUGUGCGACUACUUCUUUGAGGCACAGGAGCGUGCCACCGAGCCGGAAAACGUCCCACCGGUGAUCCCCACACCUCAUCACUACCUUAUCAGCGUGCUCAGGCAUCGUAUCUACUUUGUUGCAGUCAUCCAAAGCGAGGUGCCACCGCUGUUUGUUAUUGAGUUUCUGCACAGAGUCGUCGACACGUUCCAGGACUAUUUUGGAGUGUGUACAGAGGCUGCUAUUAAGGACAAUGUAGUAGUGGUCUAUGAACUACUAGAGGAGAUGCUGGACAAUGGCUUUCCGCUGGCCACAGAGUCCAACAUCCUCAAAGAGCUCAUUAAGCCUCCCACCAUCCUCCGCACAAUGGUCAACACCAUCACAGGCAGCACCAAUGUUGGUGAACAGCUCCCUACAGGCCAGCUGUCAGUGGUCCCAUGGCGACGCACCGGAGUCAAAUACACCAACAACGAAGCCUAUUUUGAUGUGGUGGAGGAGAUCGACGCUAUCAUCGAUAAAUCAGGCUCCACUAUCACAGCAGAAAUCCAGGGAGUUAUUGAUGCCUGUGUCAAACUGACAGGCAUGCCUGACCUCACUCUGUCAUUCAUGAAUCCUCGGCUGCUGGAUGAUGUCAGCUUCCACCCAUGUGUUCGGUUCAAGCGCUGGGAAGCUGAGCGGAUCCUCUCCUUCAUCCCUCCUGAUGGAAACUUCCGGUUGCUCUCCUAUCACGUCAGCUCUCAGAACCUGGUGGCGAUUCCAGUGUAUGUCAAACAUAACAUCACCUUCCGGGAGGGAAGCUCCCAGGGACGUUUUGACUUGACCCUGGGACCCAAACAGACCAUGGGCAAGGCUGUGGAGUCUGUGCUAGUCAGCAGCCAGCUGCCCCGGGGAGUCCUCAACGCCAACCUCAACCCCUCCCAGGGAACAUACACCUUUGAUCCAGUCACAAAGAUGUUGUCAUGGGAUGUUGGUAAGAUCAACCCACAGAAGCUUCCCAGCCUGAAAGGCACCAUGAGCCUGCAGGCCGGGGCCUCCAAACCUGACGAGAACCCCACCAUCAACAUCCAGUUCAAGAUUCAGCAGAUGGCCAUCUCAGGGUUGAAGGUGAAUCGACUGGACAUGUACGGUGAGAAGUAUAAACCUUUCAAAGGCAUCAAGUACAUGACGAAGGCUGGAAAGUUCCAGGUGCGGACAUAAAGACUACUACUCAGUGACUACUGGACCAAACCACCAUGAGACUGAGGGGGGAUCUGAUUGGGGAAAACGGAGUUGGUACAUUCCCUGUGUAUAUGCAUUUUCAGGAUUGACCUACAAAUAUUGGAGGCUCCUUGUAGCAGUUAAGAAUGGACCAUUGCACAUAUAAACCUCUGUUUAAGCAUACACAUCAAACAUCCACUAAACUGCAGUGUGAACAAAGCAUAAAAAAAACAUGGAUGGACUGAGAUAGACAGGCAUUCCAAGCGAUGGACAGAGAUGGAAAUGUCUGUCCAUCCCAGUCCAUCGCAGGCACAAACCCAACAGAUCCUGAUGUGUAUAUGUAAUAUACUCCUGAUAUAUACUGUUAACAGCAUUUCUAUUGAUAACUUUAAUCCUGAGGACAAAACAAACCCAAACGGCUAGUUUGUAUCCAUUCAGGUUCCAUCAUGUUAAGACAUAAAUCUUUACCAAACAGGCCACAACCUGAUGCUGUUCAGCUGCAGGUAUUGAGUUCAAAUGUAAUCUGUCAUCCACCUUUCCACAUCUGCAUAGAUAUGUGCAGGUUUUUACACAAGAGAGCAGUGAACCAAUAGACAAUAGUUUCCUUAAUAAUAAAUUGAUAUAGCAUGAGCUGUACAUAAUGACAGAUAUUCAGUAUUUUGGUGGAUCUGCUGUAACAGUGUAUACAGGCCUGUGUUACUUUUCUCUGAUCUUUAGGAACAAGUCCUCAUUGCAACCUACCAAUGAAAAUGGAUAGCACUAUUUCUUAUCCUUCUUCUCCCCCCUGUUCUUCUGAUUCCUUUUCCAGCAUUUCUUCUGUGUGCUUCUGUUUGGUCUGUUCUCACGCUCUCGUCUUCGUUGCAAUGAUUUGAUGGUUUUGUCUGCAGCACUGGAGUCAGCACACUGACAUAUGAGAAUGUGACACUGGAGCCGUCCUCAAUCAUGCACUUUCACAUCUGCUGGUACUAACAUUUCAUUUUGAUGCAAGUGAAAUGGAUGUAAAGUUAGAGAACUUGUUUAUUGCAAUGAAGAAAUUUUUCAAGUACAUAUUCAUCUGUUUUUAUUCAACUUUCAAUAUUAUUUAUUAAACAAAACAAAGGACCCAUUGUCUCGUGUACAACGUUUCCCAUUUCUGCAUACUGUCAAUUCUUCAAAGCUUGAACUCUACAGAAGCUUAUUAUUCAGCCAUAUUUUGACCAAACAAUAUGACCUAUUUUCACUUUGAGGAUCUAUGAUCUAUUUCCCAGAUUUUGUUCUCAGCAUAUAGAAACACACGGCCAAGAUAAAAUGUUUUGAUCUCGUCAAUUUGGUGCUAAGUACUGUGAUCUAAAAUGACACACAACCCUUACAGUCAGAACAGCUGGUUAAUGUGCAUCUUAAGAUCUAUUUAGCAAAUCAAAAUAGAAAUUUCCUAUUAUGGUUUAAUGGCCAGGUACCUCAGAAUAAAUGUUGAAGGUUUGCAUUUUGUGUGUGUGUUUGUUAAACAGCCUCCAAUGGAGUGUUCUAAUGGUGUAAAAAA